AUGGACGAGUUUCAAUCUGCUGAGGAGACUACAUUUGUUGUGGAAGAGAUAACAACAAUUAUCAAAGAGACUGUCGAAAGCACCAUAGGAAACAGCCCUUUCCAACACAAUCGCACCAACAGGUGGACAUCAAGCAUUGUAGAGUCCAGUCUAAACCAGCUAUCUAAAUUGGGAAAGCCCUUUAAGUACAUAGUGACAUGCAUCAUAAUGCAGCGAAAUGGGGCAGGUUUGCACACUGCCAACUCAUGUUUCUGGGACAACGCUAUUGAUGGGAGCUGCACAGUACGCUGGGAGAACAACACUGUGUACUGCAUAGUUAGUGUUUUUGGUCUUGUCAUUUAAGGAUGAAUAUUUU
Messenger RNA from Triplophysa rosa, 355 nucleotides. Its product is annotated as dynein light chain Tctex-type 1-like. Gene Ontology annotation, biological process: microtubule-based movement. Gene Ontology annotation, cellular component: cytoplasm; cytoplasmic dynein complex. The transcript is spliced from 5 exons. The record is from RefSeq and is a predicted model, not a curated record. NCBI's taxonomy places the organism in Eukaryota, Metazoa, Chordata, Actinopteri, Cypriniformes, Nemacheilidae. Gene Ontology annotation, molecular function: dynein intermediate chain binding. The coding region runs from base 1 to 342 and encodes 113 amino acids.